GCUGUGGGUGGAGAAGGGUCACAGCCCUCCCUGAGUGGGACUGGCCUGCUCCCUGCCCCUGUCCUCUCUGAGCUCCAGCAUGGUGUGUCUGUGGUUCCCCGGAGGCUCCUGGAUGGCCGCUCUGAUGGUGAUGCUGAUGGCACUGAGCCCUCCCCUGGCUCUGGCCAGGGACACACCAGCGCAUUUCCUGGAGCAGGUUAAGGCCGAGUGUCAGUUCUCCAACGGGACGGAGCGGGUGCGGUUCCUGGUCAGAGGGAUCUACAAUGGGCAGGAGAUCAUGCGCUUCGACAGCAACGUGGGGGAGUUCCGCGCGGUGAGCGAGCUGGGGCGGCCCGUCGCUGAGCAAUUGAACAGCCAGAAGGACUACCUGGAGCUGACGCGGGCGAAGGUGGACACGUACUGCAGACACAACUACGGGGUGUUGGAUGGAUUCCUGGUGCAGCGGCAAACUGCGCCCACAGUGACCGUGUUCCCGGCCAAGACCCAGCGCCUGCAGCACCACAACCUCCUGGUCUGCUCCGUGAACGGCUUCUACCCGGGCCCCAUCGAGGUCCGCUGGCUGCGGGACGGCCGGGAAGAGCAGGCCGGGGUGGUGUCCACGGGCCUGAUCCGGAACGGGGACUGGACCUUCCAGAUGCUGGUGAUGCUGGAAACAGUGCCCCGGAGCGGGGAGGUCUACACCUGCCACGUGCAGCACCCCAGCAGCUCCAGCCCCGUCACCGUGGAAUGGAGGGCCCAGUCCGGAUCCGCACAGAGCAAGGUGCUGAGUGGAGCCGGGGGCUUCGUGCUGGGGCUGCUCUUCCUCGGGGCGGGGCUGCUGGUCUCCUUCAGGGCGCGGAAAGGACACUCUGGACUCCAGCCCACAGGGCUCCUGAGCUGAGGCGGCCAUGGCGACAAGGGCAGGAGACACUUCUGUUCGGCCCCUUCGCAGCCUGAAGAGGUUUCCUGCUGGGCUCUCACUCCACAAGGAGAGCCGCCUCGGGCUCUGGGGGGUCCUGGCUCCUGACCCCCAGCAGCUCCUCCCUGCUGGUUCCUAACCGCCCUGGACCUUAGAGGCCCCAGUGUUUGCCGCAGAGCCUUAGCUCUAUCCCUCCCCGACACUUUGGGAUCAACCCCCACCAUCUGCUGUGCACCUUAGCUCACCUCUGCCCACAUCUAUACUAAUAAAAGUGUGAUAUGCUAAUUAGA
Eptesicus fuscus (big brown bat) is the source of this 1188-nucleotide messenger RNA. RefSeq names its product DLA class II histocompatibility antigen, DR-1 beta chain-like. The record is from RefSeq and is a predicted model, not a curated record. Gene Ontology annotation, molecular function: MHC class II protein complex binding. Gene Ontology annotation, biological process: immune response; immunoglobulin production involved in immunoglobulin-mediated immune response; peptide antigen assembly with MHC class II protein complex. Gene Ontology annotation, cellular component: lysosomal membrane; late endosome membrane; MHC class II protein complex. NCBI's taxonomy places the organism in Eukaryota, Metazoa, Chordata, Mammalia, Chiroptera, Vespertilionidae. The transcript has 6 exons. Bases 80 to 880 code for a protein of 266 amino acids.